AUGGCUCAGACUGGCAAGGCAAUGUCGGCCCCAGCCUCUAUGGAGGUCGGGAUUAUGGCGACUGACCGCACAAUGGCCACGGGAGUGGAUCGCCCUCCGAACUCUGAGGAAUGGGAGCGCUUGCGACCUAUCUUCACACAUUACUACAAAGACUUCAAAAAUGGCCAGGGGCUGCCAUUAAGAAAAGUAAGGCGCAUCAUGGCUGACGAGUACGGCUUCUUUGCCACCGAGCGGAUGUAUAAGAUUCGCGUGAAAGCAUGGAAGCUACGAAAGAACUACUCGGAAAAGGACCGGCAGCCCAUUAUCCAUAUCAUUGAAAAUGGCAGUCCACACCAGGCCACCCCUGAAUUAACCCAAAUCAACGGUGAUCCGGUCAAGAUGACCAGAGUGCCGAGGUAUCUUGACGGGCCGAAGCUGCACAGACGUCAGCGAAAGCGUUCUUCCAGCUUAGUCUCCCUGAAAGGCAACACGAUCUUGGAGCACUUCGAUUCUAACUCUAGCAACAAUGCUGGAGACUCCUUGGGCGAUAGAGAUGACCAGGAAGAAGAAAAGGAGAACAACCCUCCGGAUUAUGCUCUUGCGCGAAUCCUGGCCGCUCCUGACCAUCUUAAGUACCUGCACGAUAUAUUAGUCCACAUCGAUCGGUACUAUCUCUCCUGUUUCCACGGCCAACACCGGCUAUUCUCGCACCAAGCCCUCGAUCCAGUAGGCGAGAGUGGUGUCGACACAGAUGAUGGAUUCUCCGACCAGGGUCUGCUCCAGAUCCAUGAUCCAGGGUACGCAGCAAUCUCGUUGGCGAAAUCUCAUCAAUAUCGCGAGGCGAGAAUCUUUCUGGGUGAAGCACAAGACAAACUCAAGUAUCUCCUGAGAGCACAACAUCCCACACUCCUGCCAUUCAUCCUUGAGAUCAUCUGCGAAGACUCGACCACGCCUGAAUUCAAUGUCUCGGAAUGGUUCCGUCGAUAUGUCUGCGACCUGUGUGCCAUCAUCAUGGGCCAGCAGCAUUCUCUCACCAUGAUACUUCAGCUCCUGGGCAUGGUUGAGUACAAGCUCGAAACCUGCGCCAUGAUCCUGAGCAAAAUCCAAGCCAUUCUCAGCGCAGAGUUCGGCGCCUCACAGUGGGAAGCUCGUCGCCCUGUCAAGGUCUUCUGUCGCGUCUUGCGUCAUCUAGGUCGGUACGACGAGGUCGAGCAGAUCUUACCCACCGCCAUGGGGUUUGGUGGCGGUCUCGAAAAACCCACACAGUCCGAGUUACUUGGCCUGCUCUACGAGCUAGCGUGGUUGAGUGCACGGGGCCGUCACGACAACAAUGCAGCCACCCAGCUCUUUGGGGAGAUACUUCGGCUUACCGGGGGAGACGCCCGAACGGGCCAGAUUUCUCAUUUUCGCAUCAAGGCUCUCAGGGGAUUGGGCAUUCUGGCUCGCGAAGAGGCGCGUCAUGAGGUCAGUGAGCAAUACUUCUCGGCUGCGUGGGAGGAGUCGAGAAGGGGUUUUGGUAGGAGGGAUAGCAAUACUGUUCGCAUCGGGAGUGAACUGGAAGAGUCGUUGAGGGAGUUGGGGAGAUUCAAGGAGGCGGACCAGCUGAAGCAAGAGCGAGAUGAGCUGUUUGUAACGGAGGACGAGGAAGCUGUUGUGAUUUGA
This is a messenger RNA of Endocarpon pusillum Z07020, 1641 nucleotides long. RefSeq lists its product as uncharacterized. Gene Ontology annotation, molecular function: protein binding. The transcript is spliced from 2 exons. The record is from RefSeq and is a predicted model, not a curated record. NCBI's taxonomy places the organism in Eukaryota, Fungi, Ascomycota, Eurotiomycetes, Verrucariales, Verrucariaceae. The coding region runs from base 1 to 1641 and encodes 546 amino acids.